CUGAAACUGCGACAGCUGCUCUUCAUGGCAACCAGGACUCCUGAGGAAAUCCUCCGGGAUGAAGCCUGCUGCUCUGUCUGCCUGGAAAUAUUCCAGGACCCUGUGUCCAUCCACUGCGGGCACAGCUUUUGCCGGUCGUGCAUCACUGGGAUCUGGGAAGGACUGACCACCAACUUCUCCUGCCCCCAGUGCAGGGAGACAGUGUCCCAGAAGAGCCUCCGCCCCAACUGGGAGUUGGCCAACAUGAUUGAAGCAGCCAAGAGAUUGAACAUGCAACGGGACAGAGUGGUGGAAGGAGGGGAGAACUUGUGCGAGGAGCACCAGGAACCCCUGAAACUCUUCUGCCAAGAUGACAAAAUGCUUAUCUGCAUGGUGUGUGACAAGUCCAAGGCUCACCGUAACCAUUCUGUGGUUCCCGUGGGUGAGGCUGCCCAGGAGUACAAGAAACAAAUUCAGACCCAACUGCACCUUCUGAAAUCAGAGCAAGAGGAGCUUCAAUCCUCCAUGAAGGACAGGCAAGACAGAAUCAAGGACCACACUGAGAGGACAGAAGCUGCAAAGCAGGAGAUUGUGAGGACAUAUAGGAAGUUGCACGAGCUCCUGGAGAAGGAGGAGUCCUCUUUUCUGGCCCAGCUGGAGCAGCUGGACAAAGAGAUGGUGAACGCACAUGAAGAAAUCUACCAGAAGCUUUCGGAUGAGACGAUGAGCCUGGGCACACUGAUUGGGGAGAUGGAGAAGACAUACCAGCAGCCAGACUUGGAGCUCCUGAAGGACAUUGGAACCACCUUGAGCAGGGGCCAGAGGGAAACGCUCUCCCUCUCACUUGAUAUUUCCCCGGAGCUGGAAAAGAAAUUCUCUGAUUUCACAGAGAAAACUGCAGCCAUCAAGGAGGCUCUGGAGAAAUUCCAAGACUUCCUGGCGUUGGAACUUCCCUUGACAACACAGAUGACACUGGACCCGGAGACGGCCAACGCCAUGCUUUAUCUCUCAGAAGACUGCAAGCUAGUGUGGUUGGGAAGUCAUGAGCAGGACCUGCCCUCCAACCCAGAGAGGUUCAAAGUCAAUCCCUGUGUGCUGGGCUCGAGGGGCUUCACAUCGGGGUGGCACCGCUGGGAUGUGGAGAUCUGUAGAGACGGUGUGUGGGCCACCGGGGUGUUCAAGGAGUCGGUUCCAAGGAAGCGUUUUUUGCCCAUUGGUCCUGAAGACAACGUAUGUGCUGUGUGUCAUAACCGAGAUGGGUACAAGAGUCUGAUCUUUCCUACUGCCACCCCCUUGACUCUACGCAGUGUCCCCAAGCGGAUAAGAAUCUGCUUGGACUGUGAGAAAGGGAGGGUGGUGUUUUUUGAUGCCCUGAGCAAAGAAAGGAUCUUUGAUUUUUCGCAGGCAUCUUUCCAAGGGGAGAGAGUCUUCCCCUGGUUCCUGGUGAAGGCAGAUGCUCAACUCAAACUUCUUCCCUAAGGCACAGGACAAAAAAAACCCAAACCUAAACCCAAAGCCAUCAACUUACCCUUGGAAUAGAAACCAGGGACUGGGUUUUGUCCCAGUUCCACCAAAGGGACAGGAAAGGGGAGUGGUGUUCACGUUCCUUUCCUUUAGUGCAAAAUCCGAGCAUUUCUGUGCCUUAAGUAAUAUUUUGAUCCUUUAAUUGCUAA
Calidris pugnax (ruff) is the source of this 1652-nucleotide messenger RNA. Its product is annotated as zinc finger protein RFP-like. The transcript has 7 exons. The coding region runs from base 25 to 1458 and encodes 477 amino acids. The record is from RefSeq and is a predicted model, not a curated record. Gene Ontology annotation, molecular function: zinc ion binding; protein binding. NCBI's taxonomy places the organism in Eukaryota, Metazoa, Chordata, Aves, Charadriiformes, Scolopacidae.